This is a messenger RNA of Ostrea edulis (European flat oyster), 7216 nucleotides long. RefSeq lists its product as uncharacterized. Gene Ontology annotation, molecular function: protein binding. NCBI's taxonomy places the organism in Eukaryota, Metazoa, Mollusca, Bivalvia, Ostreida, Ostreidae. The transcript is spliced from 4 exons. The record is from RefSeq and is a predicted model, not a curated record. Bases 2374 to 4722 code for a protein of 782 amino acids.
UCUGUUGACUCCUAGUUUAAAUCUUUUACCAUAAUUUCGCUUCCGAGCUUCCAUACAAACCGUAGCUAUUUCGUUGGAGCUGCACUAACAAAACACUAUGCAACUUUUGCGCUUGCAUAAUGAGGUAAGCAUAUUGCGUAAAAUCCAAAGUCGGAACGGGAUUUCACUGCACUAAAUCCCGUAUUAUGAUUGGAUCGCUAUAUCUGUUCCCUUUCAACUUAAAUAUAGAACAUGGGAAUACCUGGUGAACAUGCGCAGUGGUUGGAAUUGAAUUUCCCGUCACGUAGCUAGUUCGUGAAGAAGAAAUGGUGAACAUUCGGUAAAUAUUAGUUUUUGAAGUAGUAGUGUGUUUAGGAUUGCUUCUUGGACUUAAGAUGACAUGCUAACUUUGAAAAUUCAUAAAUAAAAAGCUGAUUUAUGUACAAGAAAGAGAUAUUUUGGUAUGAAUAAAAUGAAUACUCUACUUUCGUUUCAUUGUUGACAUGUCGAGAGUCUUUAUUCAGAAUUUAGGGUCAUGUUUACUUAACCCAAGCGGUUGAACAAGGUCUUGUCGGACAUUUUGUCAGCCAUUUGUAAAUCACUCAGCUCACGCUCGUAUUGCUGCAUGCUGUGUUCAGAAUUGUGCAUUGUGAAUAUUGUGUAUUUCUUUGUUUAGCCUGCGCCUAGUUGUAAUAAAUAUGGAUGCACAUUUGGUAAAUUUGGUGCACAUUUGCAGGGUUUGUGGAUUAAAGUGUAAUAAAAAAUCAUAUCCGUUGAAACCAUACGAGGUUGAAGUCUUGGAACUUUUCAGGAUUGUUAUUUCAAAUGAUUUGAAGGUUGUUCAUCUGCUUGAAACUGUCCUAUUUGUGUAAAACCUCCCACAAUUAUCACUUUACCAUCUUCUAGAAGUGAUGUUAUUUUUAUCAGGGAUUCUCAAAACCAGUACAUCAUGAACUGGCAGGCGUGACAUUGGGGUACAUUCCUGAUAUGUCACUGUGAUAUGACAGCCCAAGGUUUUCAAUAUUGGGUGGUGACUGAAAUAUGAUCCUGUCCAAAGUGAUGUUGUUUUUAUCAGGGAUUCUCAAAACCAGUACAUCAUGAACUGGCAGGCGUGACCUUGGGGUACAUUCCUGAUAUGUCACUCCUCCAAUUAUGUAUAUACAUUUCAUUUUUUGAUCAUAUGUAGCAGUAUAAAAUGCUCUGCUAUGGACAUCUGGAACAUUAAUUAUGGACCAGCUCAAUGAGUCUAAAUUAAGUAAAUAGAAUUUUCCAUCAUCACAUGUUUCUUGAAAUGGGGAUGCAAGUCCUGCUGCUUCACGAAAGGGCAGUGUAAUUCCCCCAUGUAAUAUUGCUGACUGAUCAUGUAAUUUUGUAAGAGAAUGCCCGAAUCUGCCGAGUGGAACAUCCGCAGUUUGUUUGAUUUUAGUUACAUUCCUCUCAUCUUUACUGUCUUGUGCAAGGAUAACCUCAAACUUUGCACCUUUCCGUUUGAGAAGAUAUAAGUCAUGCAAAACUCUCAUAGAUGAUGUAUCCAUUCCUCCCCUACAUGUAUUGCAUCAUUGGAUCCAACAAUUACAGACAAAUGUGUCGCAUCUUUUAAUAUCACUAAUAACAUCAUUUUCAGAGAUAACAUAUGAAAUAAUAAAUGGGCUUGAUCCCAGACACCAUGUAGACUCCUGUAUGUCUUGAUCCCCCAAAAUAUAAAUAUGACUUGAUCAACUCAUCAUCUAAUUGCUCUCCACAAAUCAAAAUGGCACAGUGUCCUUCAGGUGGAAAAUAAUCCCCGCAUAUUAUGUCAAUAUCUGACCGUUUUCUUGUUGCUUUAACUUUCUUUUCAUUUAUAGAUUUAAAAGGUAAAAUCUUAAAAUUCCAGUGCAGAGUUUUGCAAUGCAAUGUACAGCUCAGCUCAGCACUGUGACUGAAGUUUUACAAAUCAUUCUAUACCCAUUUAUAUCUAUUUGACAAAGUUCCAAAAUAAACAAAAGUUUUAUUUAACCUAUUUUAUUUACCAAAGCGCCAAAGCAAUCAAUCAACAGUAACAUUGCAUUAACUAUUUUCAACCCGGCUCAGGCGGUCAGCUGAUUGCAUACUGUGUUUUCGUUAUUGUGUUUGUAAACAAAUGCGUCAUUUGGGUCAUGCGCGCAGGGGUAGAAAUCAAUACUUCCGAGAGUUGCCUAGACUGUACUGAGCGGUUUUGUUAGUGCUAGGCUGUUACUGUUUUUCAACUCUGAAAUAACGAAAGUAAACAACAUGUUUGGGAGAUAAGUUCUAUGAGGAGUUUAGUACGUUAAAAUGGUCUGAUUAUGACGGCAUAGAGGGAGUGCGGGCCCUGCGUGCUAGCGCUGACUCCACCACUGUUGCUAUCGUUUGUGCAUCAGUCGAACCUCAAAUCAGAUGACCAUGUCGCUAAGCAGCAACGACAAUGAAUCUGACUUGAAAGAAAUGAAGAAUUGGUCUUCGUUCUAUCUUGAUGAAGACAUUAGACGGAUCAGUAACAAACGCCUGAAAGAGCGACUAGAAAAAUUGAUAAAAGACAUUGAUGUUGGAUUUGACACCACUGAGGAAAAUGUUUGCAUUCACAAUUUUGUUUCCUAUCUUUAUUGGAGCAGCGACGAGAAAGAAGAAGCAUUUGAAUUUGCCAAAAAAGCUCUUCAACUGGGAAAAACAUGCCCAUACACAUCGCUAGGAGGGACAGAAAAUUUGGUGACAAUAGGAAAUCUUUGUAACUUUUAUAAAGAAAGUGGUGAUAUAGUGCUGGUUAAGGCUUUCGUUAAACAAUUUAAAACUUUGUCGAAAAGAGAAGAUUUUCAAGAACUCAAAUAUAUUGCCAAGGCGGAACUAGCCAUUUGUUUAUCAAAACUUGGUUCUUUUUACUCACGAAAAGCUAUUAAGAUGUUUCGUGAUUCUGUUGACAAAAUGAGUAAUACAUUGAAUUGCUGGCAAUUUUACUUUGCCAUAACUCUUAGAAGAAAAUCUCAUCUAUAUACCAUUCAAAAUAUAGACGACGCAGCAUUGAUAGGGAACACCAAGGAAGCGUUCGAAAAAUUUUUAAAAAUUAUUUCCAACAAUUCCUUAGUAAAACUUAAAUCAAGGUCAUGGUGCCAAAUCGGAAUACUAUUGCACGGGACACCAGAUCUUGCAAGGACUGACCCGCACCUUAACACCUAUAGGGAUUUGAAUUACAUUACAUGCUUUAAGAAUGCUUUGAAAAUCUAUCCUCAAUCGUACCAUGUCCUUCAACAGUAUGGUAAACACUUGAGGUAUAAAUUCAUGUUUCGGGAAUCAAAGGAAAUGUUGGAAAAAUCAUUGGAAAUUCGUGAAACAUCAACUGCUUAUCACCACCUUGCUCUCACUCUUCAGAAAAUGGUCCUGCAAGAACAUUAUGAAAAGAAAAAGGCCAAGUUACGUAGAAAUAGUGAGCCAACAAAGGUAAGUAGCGCCAAAAACACUACUGAUGAUACAGAAUGCAAUCGGAAAAGACACAGAGAGAGUAUGCUAAAGAGAAAAUUGAAAUCACCCAGAUGGGUUCCACAAUAUCCCGAACAUCACCUGCUGUGGGAAGCCGAACAACAUCUGCAAAAAGCUAUAAAACUAGACGUAACCUUCCAUACUGCAAGACAUGAUUUAGGUCUGGUCCAGAGAAUGCUUGGAAAAAGUGAGACGGCACUUAAGAAUUUUCGAGAUAUAACACACGCUAAAACACCAUCAAGGGAUCACUUUCCCUUACUCAUUGCUUACGAGCAACAAGCAUUCUGUAGAUUUGACAUUGAUAGAAAGAAUGGGGAUGAAAAAGAAUCAGAAAAUGCUGAAGACGCUUUAUGGAACGCUUUGAGUAUUAUAUCUAUUUAUAUUGAUAUAUAUCCUGAGCUGAAAAAUGUAUGUAGCACCAUUGAAGAACUUCGAAACAUCGUAGAAAGAGAUACGGCCCAUCCAGAGAAGGAAGCCAAAUUUCACGAAAAGUUGAAGGAUCGCGAAAAAGCACUAAAGUCUUACUCGAAAUGUCCAGAAUCAGAAGAAAAAUACAUGAAAAUGGUUGAGAAUUAUCUUGCUGAUAGAAAUUUCAGAAAGGCUAUCGGCCUAUUAGAUCAACUGAUAGUAAACAAAAACCCAUUUUGUCCUUCUGGAGAAUUCUUGUUUCAAACAUACAUGGAGGGAGCGAAAUAUUCCUUAACAAACAGAAACUUCGAAGAUGUAAAGAUCAGACUCAUGCAAACCCUCAGAUACAUUCCAGCGUGGGAGAAAUAUUAUGAAAAUGACAUUGAUGUAGAUUUUCACAUAAUUCAUGAGUGUGGGGAAAGGUGUCCACGUGCAGAGAAGCUGCUAGAGAUACUGGCUCGCAGCAAAUUCAUAAAGUGGAAUGUUACAUUGAAUGCGGUUGACUGCCUACCCGGAAAGCGUGAAGAAAAAUAUUAUGAGGACACAUUGGAGACGGCAAAAUUCAUUCUUCUUUUUCUUCAUGACAAACCAUCGGAAUGUCAUGACGAACAUCUAAAAAUAGCGCAACAAAAUGCCAUCGUAUUUUUGAAAGAAAAGACGUUGCGCGUGAUUCUCGGUAACGCAGGUCAGCCCUCCAACCUAUCCACAAUUAAUCUCCCACCUAAUACUGACACCGUAGAAGAUGGUGAUGAAGACUCGGAUAUGGUAGUUCUGGAAGCUCGUAUCAUCUGUGACAUCUUACAGCAAAUAUUCCAACGACAGACAAAGGGCACCUGUUGCAAGAAGAUGAGCCGACAUGAACCGUGAAAACAUGCCGCCAGCAUUGGGUUGACGCUCAAUCAUCAGUGGUUUGAAUAGCAUGUUUCAGAUUUCCAUGGUUGCAUAUCUUUAAACGUACUAUUACAAAUAUUGUAUUAUACAACUGGCACAUGGUACCUAACCUUGAUGAAUAUACCCAAAAUCACCGAAGAGUACGUAGUUUGAUUGUGAGCACGUUCAAAACGAAGGGAAAAUACACAUCCUACGAUCGUUGUACAAUGUUCCGGAAAUGCAUUAUUCAUAUAUUAUAUUUCACAUGUGUAUUCAUUUUGACAAUACCUAUCAUUCGUAUGAAAAGUUUUAACCCCCAGAGCUUGAUCUUUGAAUAUGACCUACUUUGAACAGUUAGUGUCAAGCUUUCAUAUUGCAAAUGUGUAUUCCUUGUGGCAAGACCUUUCAUUCCUAUUAAUUUAUUUCAUGACCUUGGCCUUUGAAUUUGGCCAUAUUGGGGCAUAAGUGUUUCACAAACACAUUUAGUUUUUUGUUGUUUUUAUUUUACCAAUUCGUGUAUAUCCCCGUGACCAUCAAAUGAAAUAUUUGUUGAUAUUUCUGUUCAAUGUCAAAUAACGUGGUUAUGUAAGCCCCGUACGAUGCCUCAUUCAAACAUAUUUUAAAGCAUGUUAUCUAAAGAAAAUUCAGCAUAUGGAAGCACGCAGUGGUUACGAAAAAGCAGCUAGUAAACCAUCUUCGCUAGUAGUAUUGUCAUAGUUAACCGAAAAGCCGGUUAACCGCUAUAGAAAUACAUUCCGUUUGGUUUGUAUUUUCCGGAUUUCAAUAGGGUUUUGUUUACCUUUUAUAACUUCCCAUUUUGUUCAAGCUCCGGUCAGUUCAGUAUAUUCCGUUACGCUACAACUCCAAUAUCAUUAUUCAUAGGGGAAAUAUUCCUGGAGAAGUGACCUGUACGGAGUUUGCAUUUUGUUAUCCAUAUGCACAAUGAUUGGUUCGAUAUUUUAUCAAUGUUAUUCUAACCAAUGACAUUUCGUGUAACAUCGGUAAUAGUAAAACAAAACACAGCGACGCACUGUCCACUGUCUGGAAUAACAAACAAUUCGUAUUAACGAACCUGGAGAUUUAAUCUUGUAUCUUUCUUCAACUUCAUAUGAUAUACUGUUAUAAAACAAAACAAUAAUAAUUUUCAUAAACAAGGAUUGAUCCUAACAACACGUGUGACCAUGUAUAUUAUUAAUUCAAACUAGACAAGUACAGUACUCAGAUAAAAAUUACAAUAAAUAUAAAGAGCAUGAAAGGCGAAGAUAACGAACAGUGAUCAAUCUCAUAACUCCUAUAAGCAAUUUAAUACAAAAUAGAGAAUUUGGCAAACACGAACCCCUGGAUAUACCAGAGGUGAGAUCAAGUGCCUAGGAGGAGUAAACAUCCAUUGUCGACCGGUCACACCCCACUGUGAACCCUAUAUCUUGAUCAGGUAAACGGAGUUAUCCAUAGUCAAAAACGGUCUAGCUACCAAUAGAUAUGAAGCAAUUCAGACAAAAUCUGACCCGAUGAUAGGUUUUAUUGGCAAAUUAGAUUGUUAUAACGACCACAGAAUUAGUUGUGAAAUGCUGACUUUAAACGAGACUGUUGAUAACGAACAGUAAUAAAUCUCAUAACUCCUAUAAGCAAUACAAAAUAGAGAGUUUGGCAAACUCGGGCCCCUGGAUAUACCAGAGGACUAUGGAUUAUCCACUUGUGUCUAGAGCAGGAUAUACAAUAUCACACAUACAGUACAUGAUAUAAUACACUCAUUUGCAUAUAUAAAGGACCUCCCCACUUUAGCUGUGACAUACAUUGUACGGCCCCCAAUAAUUUAGUAAAACAUCAAAGUUUGAAUUCUACAAUUUACAAUGCCCCAAGAUGUUCAUUAAUAUCUAAACUUAGAGGUUCGGCAUUUUGAAAUCGCGUUUGUUUUUGUUAAAUUUUUAUUGAUAUUCAUCGAAUGACCGGUUUUUAAAGCCUUGGUUUAUAUCGAGCACAAGGUUGUCCAGAUUUCUCUUUUCUAUUACAAGUUGUUUUCCUAAUAAAGAAAAUAAUAUCCAAAAAGCAAGACUGACGAUCUUGUGCUGGGGAUGAAAAUUCAUAAGAAUGAAUACAAUAGAAAUCUAGAGAAAUCAUACAUUUUCUUUCUACCUCAUUUACCUGUUUUGACCUCUGGUAGUAAUUCUGUAGUUUGCAGAUUGAGGGUGACCAUUAAAAACUUAGUUUUCUGCUAUCAUAUUCCAAUAUCCCAUGGGAAAAGGACUGUACACUUACUGGAGAUAAAUCAGUGUUUUGAUGUUUACCAAGAAGUAUAAAAGAUAAAUCAAGUUUUCUUUGAAAAGAGGAAUGUUAAAGAGGGACCCUAAGCUACAGCUAAAGUGGGGAGGUCCUUUGUCAAAAAGGUACAUUCCACAUUUAUAUUCAAUGACAUUAGGCAGUUACUAUUCUCCAAGUACAAAUUCACUAAGGUUGCUAAAUAACAUCUUCACAGUCCAUCAACCUUUAAAAA